CCCAACUAGUCGGAUAUCCGUUACAACGGAGAAUCCUGUUUGCGUAAAUUUGCAGGUUCGUUGCUCCAGUUCUUCGCUGCCGGACCUCUCACUGAACAUCAUAAUCUCAUUCGAAUCGACAAUCAUGCUCAAGACGGCGCUGCGAGCCAUCAAUAAGACUUCUUUCGAAAGUCGGGCGUCCCAAAUCUACUGGGCCAGACCCUUGAGUUCGUCCAGCUCCUUAUGGGUGACGAGACCUAAGUCGAGCGCAUCGAGCUCAGAAUCGACCAGGCCUCCCCGAUCGGUAGAAGAGGCCAGAUCACAAGCAUGGUAUCUUGAAGACGAGCCAUCACCGUCUCGAUCCAGUGCUCCAGAAUCAUCGUCUCGUCGACAACCUGUUUUCACAACAUUCGAUCCAUCUCGCACUACAUCCGAUUCAGAAGUUCAACCUAUUCAACCUCUCGAUCCCUCGGCCCCAGACUGGUUGAGGCCCUUACACGACUUCAUGACUUCCGAACAAGCGGCAGAAGUCUUGGAAAGUCAUACGGUGGUGUUCAUGCCUACUAUCCGAUCCCCCUCGGUGCGGCCAGACGAGGAGAUCAGAGGGGAAGGAUCGCCUGGACCUCUAUGGGAUUGGGUCGUCGCUGGUGUGGUCAAGGGAACAGGUAAAGGAGUGGUCGGUAGAGCAGACCGAGCGGUCCGUCGAUGGCUCCGAGACAAUCCCUCAAUCGGAAAGGUCGAGACAUUUUCCAACUCGAAUGAUCGACGAUCGUCUGGCAAAUUUCCUAGAAUUCCUGAAGACUCAGAUUGGUCUCUUAUAUGUCUGCCCAAUCGGAAACUCUGUAUCAAUCUCUUCACUGCAGAGGGAAGAGAACACUGGGAUCUCGAAGAGCUAUGGACGGGCCAAUCAAAGCUGAAAAUCAAGAGGGCUCCAGAAGCCGAGGAACAGGUGUCUAGUUUCUUCGAGACACGCGCAACAUAUGACAGUCGUCGACUGUGGUAGGGCGUACAUUUCAGGUCACUCGCAGCAGUACCGUAGCUCGACAGCAGUAACGUUCAUACCGAUA
Messenger RNA from Kockovaella imperatae, 1046 nucleotides. RefSeq lists its product as hypothetical. Lineage: Eukaryota; Fungi; Basidiomycota; Tremellomycetes; Tremellales; Cuniculitremaceae. Bases 125 to 982 code for a protein of 285 amino acids. The transcript is spliced from 2 exons. The record is from RefSeq and is a predicted model, not a curated record.